Messenger RNA from Synchiropus splendidus (mandarinfish), 1318 nucleotides. RefSeq names its product transmembrane protein 241 (gene slc35d4). The record is from RefSeq and is a predicted model, not a curated record. The coding region runs from base 226 to 1149 and encodes 307 amino acids. Lineage: Eukaryota; Metazoa; Chordata; Actinopteri; Syngnathiformes; Callionymidae. The transcript has 15 exons.
AUAAUCCCCGGUAGCAGGAAUAAAUUAUGGCGAUUAUUGCGAUGAAGAACAUCCUGCUGUCAUCUGUACUAUAGACGAUCUUUGUCUCACGACGUCUUGACGUGUCAUCGAAGCAGAAAAGGAAGUUUCUUUCGCAGCGUUUGUAGUUUCAAACUUAGUCCACGCGGAAAUGUGAGGUCUGUUUAUAUCGAUUUAGUAAAUCAUGAGGCGAGUUGGCAGGUCAACAUGCAGUGGAAACGACACUUCACUGGUCUGGCCUUCAUCUUUGUGUUCGUGGUUUCGUAUUUCACUAACAAGUUUGUCCUGUCAGUGUUGAAGUUCACCUAUCCGACUCUGUUUCAAGGAUGGCAGACGUUUGUCGGAGCGUUCCUGCUUCUUCUGUCCGGAAAGCUCGGCUGGGUGGAGAUGACUCGCAUUUCCAGAUCAUCAGUUCUGUCGUGGCUUCCCGGCUCCUUCUUGUUUGUGGGGAACAUAUAUGCUGGAUCCAGAGCUUUAUCUCGCCUGGACAUUCCUUACUUCUUCACACUCCAAAAUUCCUCUCACGUGGUCAGUCAGAUCAUCCGGACGGUCGUGCACAGAGAGAAGAUGCAGCGGCUGCAGACGAUCAGCAUUUUUCUGAUGCUGAUUUCUGCCAUCAACCUUCCUCACUAUGACCCUCAGUUUGAUGUCAGCAGUUACAUGUGGGCCGCUGGUCACCUCUUCUGUGUUGGUGCCUACAGGGUGUUUCAGGUGCACCACAAGUCCAUCAAUUUAAGUGACAUUGAGCAGCAGUGCAUUAACUACCUGUUCAGUGUGCUGUUACUGGCUGUGGCAGCUCACCCAACAGGUGACCUCAAGAGUGCCUUAGAGUUCCCCUCUCUCCAGUCCCACACCUUCCACUGCGGCUGCUGCGCCAGUGCAUUACUAGGGUUUCUGUUGCUGCUUGCAACAGUCAAGUUAAAGACGGGCUCUUCCUGCGAGCUCUUUGCUGUGUGGAUUUUUCUAUCCAAGGUCACUGCCAUGAGUCUCUCGCCGCUUAUUUUCACCAUGGAUGCCAAUGUUCCAUCUGUUGUUUGUGUCAUGGUGAGUCACGCUGGAGAGGCGCUCCUGGUCUACAGUGAAAGAGAAGCGCGGUCUGACCAACACCCCACAAGACACACGCCAUCAUGAGAUUCCUUCCCUGCCUUUCAAAGAUUAACUGUAUAUUAUUAAAUCUAGACAAGUUUUGUGUCCAACAAGACUCCUUCCAUGUGAUAAACAAACUGAAGAGCUUUUCUUUGAGUUUCCAUUUAUUUAGUCUGACAAACGCUCAAUUAAAUAGAUUAAAUAAAAUUUAUAU